UGGGUCAACCAAGAAUAUUCAAAUAAAUUGCCAAUUUUCUUCUCUUCAGUUCUUAUAAAAUAGACUACUUAUUAUUUUUUAAAUUUAUGCAUAUAUAUGAAAAGUCCUUUCAGAAAGGAUAGACUGACUAACUGGUAUAUCAACCUAUACCCCAAUAUCUCAAACCCCUGACUCCAUAUUUGAAAUUUUUCGAAGGUGUUUAACAUUAUAAAAUUAUAAAUAAGUUACGCACUAAGAGUUUAAAUUGUUAGUUAAGAUGAAAAUGGUUUCAAGUAGAGUCACUUAGCUUCAAGUACUAUCGACUACUGACAAACGUACUGUCCGUGAGCAUUUUUUUUUUUUUAUUCAAUUUUAGCGCGCUUCUACAUUUGUUUAAACAAUUGCUCUGAAGUGAACUAAAGCACGUUGAACGCAACUAAACUUGUUUACAAAUAACCACUGAAAUAAAUAGACACUUUUAUCUUUAUAAAUGAAUUUUAUCGUUUUCAAACACUCUAAAAUCUACUGGUACUUCCCCAGUUUUAAAGGUGACUCUCUCGUCGUAUGUUCGCGUAGUACUGACGUAUUGAAUAUCAACGAUUCAAUUAAAUUUUAAUAGUUCGUAGUUAUAUGUCAAGAGAAGCCAAAUGGCUAUGAUUUUUCAUAAGUUUGAAGAAGUUCGGAAUUUAUUAAAUGAUCCCAAGUACAGACAUUUGGAACCUGUUAAUAAACUAUGGGAUAUAUACAAUACCGUAAAAAACGCGAAAAAAGACACUUUAAACCAAAAUGAAGGUGAAAAUUUGAGGAAACAUCCCCUAAUCGUUAUCGAAGGCUUGGACGGUUCGGGAAAAACAACCAUAACUUAUAAAUUAGCCGAAAAAAUUAAGGCAGCGCUAUAUCGCACUCCACCCCUAUGUACGGACGGUUUAAGGGGUUCGUUCGACGAUUGCAAACCCCUUCGCAGGGUAUUUUACGCAAUGGGAAAUUAUAUAGCAGCAGAAGAAAUUAAAAAACUAUUGGAAGAAAAACCUGUUGUUUUAGAUAGGUAUUUAACAAACGCGUAAAUUUUGAUUUAGUUUUGUAUAGGUCUUAUACAUUAAAAUAAAAUUUGAUUGUCAUCAUUUGUAGAGGUUAACACAAUCAGUGGCGUACUAAUAGGGUUUAAUGAGACUUCAUUGGAAGGCCCCAUUUAAAAAUAAAUUACCGAAA
Messenger RNA from Agrilus planipennis (emerald ash borer), 1188 nucleotides. RefSeq names its product UMP-CMP kinase 2, mitochondrial-like. Gene Ontology annotation, cellular component: mitochondrion; cytoplasm. NCBI's taxonomy places the organism in Eukaryota, Metazoa, Arthropoda, Insecta, Coleoptera, Buprestidae. Gene Ontology annotation, molecular function: dTMP kinase activity. The record is from RefSeq and is a predicted model, not a curated record. Gene Ontology annotation, biological process: dTDP biosynthetic process; dUDP biosynthetic process; dTTP biosynthetic process. Bases 627 to 1043 code for a protein of 138 amino acids. The transcript is spliced from 3 exons.